This is a messenger RNA of Poecilia reticulata (guppy), 2337 nucleotides long. Its product is annotated as N-acylneuraminate cytidylyltransferase-like. The record is from RefSeq and is a predicted model, not a curated record. Lineage: Eukaryota; Metazoa; Chordata; Actinopteri; Cyprinodontiformes; Poeciliidae. Gene Ontology annotation, molecular function: N-acylneuraminate cytidylyltransferase activity.
CCAAAGCACCAUGCUAUCUAUUGCUACCGGAUGGCUCUGUCCGUCUCCUGGUUCGUAUCAACGUCUCAUUCAUUAGUGGACUGUCUUCGUGUUUGGGUCCCGGGUCCUUACAAAAAGACUGCAUGGCUACCCGAAAACGAGGAAUGCCCGAGGAAAAUGCGAAAUCGGAAGAAGCCGAGAGUCCGAAGAAGCUCCGGAGCAGACACGUAGCGGCUCUGAUUUUAGCUCGAGGCGGGAGUAAGGGAAUACCUUUGAAAAACAUCAAGCCGCUGGCCGGAGUUCCUCUGGUCGGCUGGGUGCUGAGAGCGGCCAUCGACUCGGGAGAGUUCGACAGUGUUUGGGUGUCAACAGACCACGAUGAGAUUGAAAAAAUUGCAAAAUCCUGGGGGGCCAAAGUCCACCGGAGGAGCCAAGAAGUCUCCAAGGACUCCUCCACUUCCUUGGAGACAAUUCAGGAGUUUCUCAAGAAAAACCCAGACGUGACAGUGGUCUGUAACAUCCAGGCUACGUCUCCGUGUCUCCAUCCGACUCACCUAAAGGAGGCCCUGAAGAAGAUCACAAAGGACGGAUACGACUCUGUCUUCUCCGUGGUCCGGAGACACCAGUUCCGGUGGAAGGAGGUCAAGAAAGGAAGUGAUGAAUGCACUAAGCCUGAGAAUCUGAACCCUGCGAAGCGUCCACGGCGUCAGGACUGGAACGGGGAACUGAUUGAGAACGGCUCAUUUUACUUCGCCACCAGAGACCUCAUCAUGAAGGAAGGGCGGCUGCAGGGCGGUCGGGUCGCCUACUUUGAGAUGGAGCCGCAGCACAGCGUGGACAUCGACGUGGACAUCGACUGGCCUGUGGCAGAGCAGAGAGUCCUCAGGUAUGGUUACUUUGGCCGGGGAGUGUCUCUGAUGUUCUGUGAAGUUUCCGGAUGUCUGACGGAUGGACGGGUCCACCUGUCUGGGUCCCUGGACAGGCCUGCAGUGUCCUCUGCUGGCCUGUCUGACACUGAUUCUGGAGUGUCCUCUGCUAACGUGUCCGAGUCUGAAGCAUCCUCUGCUAAGGGCUCCGUUCACAGCAGAGACACAGAAGGAUUCAGUGUCUCCAUCCACAGCAGAGACACAGCAGGACUCAGGAAGCUGAAGAAAGACGAUGUGGAGGUGGUGCUGCUGAUCUCUGAGGAGAACGUUGCGCUCAGACAGAUGCGUUAUAAACUGAAGAUGAUGACGGGCUGUGAAGUGAUGCUGGUCGGAGAGGAUCCACUAAAAGAUGUGCAGUCGAUGGUGGAGAAGAGGAAGCUGGACUGGAAGGAUGUGGCCUACAUGGGAUGCGACGCAGCGUCUGCCAGCUGUCUGCACCUGGCGGGUCUGAGCGCGGCGCCGGCUGACGCCCAGCCCGACGCAAUCAGAGCCGGCAAGUUUGCCUGCAAGCAAGGCGGCGGCGCGGGCGCCGUGCGGGACUUCGCCGAACAUGUCCUGGUCCAGAAGCAGCAGGCCAGGCUCCAGAUGAAGCAGGACGGGAUCGACCGCAACUGCUUCUGAUGUCGGAACCUGGAUUGAAACGCGACACGUUUCGCGUGAAGCACUAGGGAUGGGCGGUUGCCACGGCAACGGACCGGAUCAUGAAGGCAAAAGACGCCAAGAAACAACGUUGGUACUUGUAGAGAAUGGCUGGAGUUCGCCUCAGAUUUUCUCCACAGCAGCCGUUCCUGUUGGUUGUUAACACUAAAAGCCGCUGACUUCUUGUUUCUGCAGGUUUUAGUUCACAGUUUACUCAUUUGAUUGUUGUUGUUCUAAAUCUGGUGGUUGGUUUUCAUAAAACAUCCGGAGGCAAUAUGGUAAGAUUACGCUUUAAACAAAACAGAAUGAGGAUCAAGCUGUGGAUUACUGAACAAAAAGCCACUUGAAUAAAUCAUUUUGCUGAUUUUUCAGAAAAGUCACAGGAAUGUUUUAGAUCUGAAGUUCUUCCACUAUUUCAUAACAUUUCAAUGUGUUUGUUGUACAACCAGCUCAUAAACUCUUACAGAUGCCACUGAUUAUGUUUGGGGGGCUUUGCUGCUUUAUCUCUGUCCUGACGAUCGGUCUGAUUUAACCCUCAUGACCUGCACAUAAUAUGGUUUGGUACCAAGUUACAAUUGUUGAUUCGCUCUACUCUAAGAUCACUGUGAUCACUUAAAUAUGCUGUAUUUAUUGACCUACUUCACUAUUAUAGCACUAUUUUGACAGGAAUAUUAAAUGUUUAUCAUGGUGUAAUUGUCCAGAGCAGUAAACUGACUUUCCAUUAGAUUUGAUGCAAUAAAGGGGAAAAAUGGCAUUAAAAUCCAGAUUUCAUCAAUAAAAGAUCAAAUGAGAA